This is a messenger RNA of Uranotaenia lowii, 2861 nucleotides long. RefSeq lists its product as uncharacterized. Gene Ontology annotation, molecular function: zinc ion binding. The record is from RefSeq and is a predicted model, not a curated record. Gene Ontology annotation, cellular component: nucleus. The transcript is spliced from 7 exons. NCBI's taxonomy places the organism in Eukaryota, Metazoa, Arthropoda, Insecta, Diptera, Culicidae. Bases 223 to 1353 code for a protein of 376 amino acids.
CUGGCUAACCAUUUGCUUGUUGUCAUUCUUAGAUAGUGCAAUGAUAAAAUCCCAUUCUCCCAAAGAAUUACUGCAUGCCCGUGAACUGAUCGCUGUGAAAAUUAUCUAGUCUCUAAGUGUUCAGAACUUUGUUGAACGUUUUAUUUCGAAACUUCUUUCGAUCUCUAUCAGAAUAUCGUCGUUAUAAUCCUAUCGAUAAGUAACAUACAUUUUUGAUGACCAAUGGCCAAGAUACGAAAUGUGUUCAGAAAACAUCUUAUUGCAAAUUUGGAAAGCAAAUGCAGACUGUGCCUAUCGGAAAAGGCUGAAAUUGUCCAAUCAAUUUUCCAGUGCGAAAGCAAAGACGUGACCGAUACAUUGGUGGAGAAAAUCUUCGAGUGCACAGCAAUUAUGCUGUCCAAGGACUUUGACUUCCCGUCGCCCAUCUGCGAGGAUUGCGCGUUCAAGUUGGACGAGUUUUUGCUGUUCAGAGCCAAAUGCCUACGUAGUAACGAGAUUUAUAGGUUCAACAAGUUGUAUAAAUCAAAACUGCUGGCAGGUGCAAGGGCCAUCGUUUCCAAUGGUGACGGUGAUAAUGCUGAAGGCAAAGAAGAAACAGAUACUAGGAAGGAGGCGAGCGACUCCGAUGGGAAGCAUUCUGAGCCCCCUGAUAUUCAGGUUACCCAUGAUGAAGUUAAGGAAGACAAAACGCCGACUGAGAAAGAUGUUCUUGCCACAAGCAGUAGCAGCGAAGGUGCAAAUGUAACCGUGAUAAUUAACGAAAAGGCGGAUGGUGCCACCUGUAGCGUAUCAGAGACGUACAGUGUGGAACGAAUUGCUUCGAAAAGUAACGAAAAGAUUACCCAAAGAACUGAAACAAAUGGUACAGUCUCAAAUGAAGCUGCGGUCUUGUUUGAAACUGAAGCGAGUUCAUUGAGUGAGCCCCUCUUGUCCAGAAAUGGCGCCAAAGAUGAAACUAUCGCUGAAACUGUUGACGGAGUAAAUUUUCCUCUGGAGACGACCGCUGAACUGGAUCGUUUAGAGCAACGUAUCCGUACCUGCCCGGUGACCCGAGAUAACUUUAUACUGCUGUUGAAAUCGCUGAAACCGCAUGAUACCUCACUGAGCGAUACAUAUCAGCGUCUGUUCACGGAUGCCCUAAUGAUACACUACAACUACGACGGAAUCUCGCCCAAGUAUAACAAAAGGCCGCUUAAGAGUCUCACCAUUUUUACCGAAUGCAUGCCGGCCGCCUGGAAAGAUCAUAUGAGUGCUCAAGUGGUUCGCGAAGCAAUAAUCGAGGCUGUGAAAAAAUCCCAUAGUCGAUAUAAUCAGUGCAAUCAUCGGAAGCGCUCAAGGCAAGUAUAUCUUUGAGGUAAACGAUUGUAUACAGUUUAAUGAAUUUUCCAAUUCAACCGGAAAUGGUCAACAUAUGCUCCGGAUUUCCACUGUUCUUGCAGUUACGAAUGGUUAUAGCUGCCAAACCACAUUGACCCUAAUGGAGAGCUUUAGAAAAUGGAAACAAUUUUUAUAGAAAAAAUUAAACUCGUGCAUAAAAUUUGCUGAACGCAAUCAGUAGUGAUCACUCUCAUGUCGAUAGGAUUAGAAUAGAAAACCCUUGGUGUAGGUAUUAGAUAAAUCUCUCAAAAGAAAAAGUUAUAAGACAUCAAGAGCAAAAAAUUCUUAUUAGAGAAUCAACUUCUAGCGAAUGGAUAAAAACGGAACAAAACAGUAUUGUGAAAAACUUUAAAUGACAAGUGUAGUAGAUAAUUCUCUAUUUUAGAGAAGCAAGGCACACACUUUGCUAUUACAGUAUUAGGACAACUGCUUCAAGCGUCGUUAUUGUAUCUGCGAUUCAUAAACCAAAUACAUAAACAUGAACGAAAUCAUGGAUUUCUUAUAUAUAUAUACAAACAUCAAUAUUUAAAGAACCAAGUUAUACUGAUCAACACUUAGAUCACCGUAUUUGAAAUUUUAAAUAAUACCCAGUAAGAAAAAAAAAUAAAAAUGUUAGCAUUUCUCUCAAAAUAUAUAUUUUCUAAGCGUUAUAUUUGUUAUUCCUCAUAAUUUCAUGGGAAAAAACCAUUGGAUGGAAUUCAAUACACUUAAAAAUAUAAAAUACCUAUAACGAAAAUCACACUAAAAUCCGCUAUCAACGUCAUUGAAUCCUUUAAGAAAUAGAUCAAUAGAAAAUUUUAGAUUUCCGACGCAGGUCUAGUUGCAACAACAUUGAACGGACACGAUAAAGCACCAAAACGUUUUCUUCAAAACAUUCAUCCACAAUAAAUCGAAAACAGGCAGACACUAUGCUACCAAAAAUGAUAGAAAGUACAGAAAUCACCGUAAGUAAUUUAUAAUUCAUAUUUGAACGAGUAAACAAUAAAAGUGCAAUAAACUUUGCAGUACAACUGGUGUUUAAUUUUUUUCAAACACAAUUUCUAAGAAUCCCACAGAUAGCAUUUACUACAACCCCAAGUAGAUUUGUGAUAUAAUUUUUUUUAAUUACACCAGAGUCUAUUUCUAUGUUGCAGUUAUUAUCAUACUUUAUUUUUGAGAUGUUUCAUUUAAGUAAUGACAAGAGAUGCACAUUUGUUUAAGUUUCAUUUUUUGAAUAAAAUAUGAUUUUUCUACAUUCAUUUUUACUUUAUAUUUUAUGUUUCUUUAUUUAUGAAAAACUUUUUAGGAGCAGCAAUGCCAAAUGUAAGUUAGAGGACAUAUCUACGUUCAACGUUUUAUAUGUUAUCUCAUACAGUUUCUUUCCAUUUGAGUUGAUUUUAAAGUUAAUUUAUUGAACAACACUACAUUUCAUCAGCUGGUGGUUAGAAAACAGUUUGAUUAAAUAAAAAAAUACAAACGUGCCUCUACCUUCCACUCGCUUCAAA